UUGCAGAAGGAGAACAGGUUGUUAGACAUUUUGAUAUUGAUGAUAAUUUGUAUAAAAAAUAUAUAAAUAAACAACUUAUCAAAUAUCAUCAAGAAAAUUUAAAACAACCUAAUAUUACUGAAUUACAAAAACAAUUUAAUAAUGAAAAAUUAAAUCUUUUGCAACAAAAAAAAGUAAUUUAA
Racocetra persica is the source of this 182-nucleotide messenger RNA. Lineage: Eukaryota; Fungi; Glomeromycota; Glomeromycetes; Diversisporales; Gigasporaceae. The record is from the annotation of a GenBank genome assembly.